CUAUACAUGACAGCCAUAGGUAAGGACGUGUGACGUUGACAUCUGACGCACUGUUGUAGUUCUUGCUGGACGCAUUUGGGGGGAAAAGGAAAGUGUGUGAAAAACAUUGUAGGAAAAGAAGUACAAUAGACGAUCUUUGUUUUAGACACAGCGCUUGACCUAACAGGUCGUAUCGUCAGUUAAUGUAAUUUUAGAAUAAAAUUGUAAGUUUUAAGGCGAUAUUUCGGUUUCAAGUUAGUUUUAUUACUUUUCAAUGUAAGUUUUGUUCCGUUAGCGUCAUACUUGGGAAAUACUGCGGAAUUGCAGGUGCUCAUUUUGUGUCUAUUUGGUAAUUAACUGACUACAACACACUGGAAAGUUAAGUUAGCAAUUGCUACAUGGUAUAUGUUUGCUGGAUUUCAGCUAAAUCAUGGUGUAUACUCAGACACACACCUAAUAUUACAAGUCCAUCACUUGUACCUAAAUCCAUCAGUCUAUGGGCCACACCCCGUUUGUUACCAUGGUAACGUGAUGUGCCACCGGUUGAGAGACAAACGCAGUUUAGCAAACAUGACUAACUUUAACAUCUUGUUUUCUCACCUUAGCCUACCCUAACCUUUGUUCAGCGAGGACUAGAGAUGUUAUAACUUAACGUUAAUACUCCUGAAGCAAAUGUCCGGACAUUACUUUGAAGAAAAACCGAACUCUGACGAAGCGGCUGGCUUUGCCGAAGCUAACCGUAGUUUGAAUUUUUGUUAGCUAAGCCGGCUAGCUAGCGAGUACUAACAUAGCAUGUCCCAUUGUUACCGCAAAAUAACGUAAUACUAUUCUUGUAAUUUUGAGUUGGCCAUACUGUCUCUUUGUGGCAUGUAAGCACUGUAAAAGGCCUCUAAACUACUGAGUCAUUGCAAGAGUAAAAUGGAUAAGACAGGGGCCUGCAGCAACAGCCGAAAUACUGUAAGGACAGAUCUCAGUUUGCUGCUUGAGUGUCUGAAGUUUCAGAUGAAAUGUCCUGAUCUACAGAAACAAGCUCUUCUCACCAUUCACUCAAUUUGUGAAAGUAGAGAGGAUAAUGUGGACCUGUUGCGGGAAAUGGGAGGAGUGGCAUUUGUGUACAACCUCUCCAAAUCCAGUAUUGUUCGCUCAGAUGUUAAAGAGACUGCACUCUUUACGCUUGGCACGUUAGCCGAGGCCAAUGUGUAUUGCAAGAAUUCUCUGUGCAGAAAGGAGACAUUUGAAGACCUUGCUGAUAUGAUGAUAAAAGAAGACAUCCCAGUGACACAGAAGAGAGUGUCUGUCUAUUUACUGUCUGUGUUGGUAGCGAACAAUAAAUCAGGACAGACUUUAAGCCAAACCACUGGCUGUCUGGAUAUUCUACUGGACCUCUUUAGGACCACUUCCCCUCUCUGCACAGAGGCUUCUUUGAGAGCAGCUAAUGCUACUCAAACCUACCAACUUUGGGCAUCUGUGUCUAGUGCUCUCUGUGGAUGUGUCAACAACCCUCAGAAUGAGGAUGGUCAGCGUAUUUGUGUAUCAGCCUUUCCCAUAAUUAAAGUCUGGCUUCAGCAGAUUGAUAUGCCACGAACUGAGAUUUUUCAGCCCAUAUGUUCCUUCAUAGCAAUGACAGUGGCCAACAACUCCUGUGUUCAGGAGAGUUUUUCCGCCUCAGGGGGUCUGGAUACUCUCACUCUUUCACUGGUUCGCCUGGCUUCUGCAGCAGGCACAAGCUUUUUGUCUUGCCAGCUUUCUGUCACAAUAUCCAAGACCUUGUCCGCUUGCAUCACAGAGAACUGUGAGUAUCACUCUCAAAAACACAUAUACAUAUAUGUUAACGGUUCACUCAGACAAAUAAAAAGUGUGUCCGUUUCCAUUAACAGUCUAUUCUUUCUAGCUUCUCUGGCUUCGGGUCUGGCUCAGUAUGGUGUGGUUUCUCACCUCUUCUCCCUGCUGGUGAGCCCACACCUGGACCCAGAGGACAGGCUCUCAGUUUUACUCACCCUGGGCCACUGCACCGAGACCUCUGAGGAGCACCAGUCCCAGUUGGUGCAGUGUGGAGGCCUUCCCCUCAUCAUAACCCUCCUCACAGAGGAUACAAGUGAGGAGGUUCGGAAGGCUGCUACAUUCAUAUUGCAGACCUGCAAAAAGGCCACCAUGUCCCUUGGAGUGCCUGGUCUAAUGGCGAGACAGAGGGAGGGUGACAAUAUGGAGCCUCUUAUAAACAUGGAAGGCUUCAGGAGCUCAGCCAGAGAGUUGCUGCGAAGGAUUGACCUGCUAGAGAGGAAACAGGCAAAGGAGGCUGAGGAUGAGCAGGAAGACACAGAUCUAUUAACUCUGACCGAAGGACUGGGCAUGCCAUCUCUCCCUGCAGCAUCACCUUUGCCUCUGCAGCAGGAGAGCAUGAAAACCAUUCCCACAGAAUACAGACAGAACAACACAGUUAAGCAUGUAGAAACAAGGGAUGGCAACAACAAUAAACUUCAAACUGUCAGAAACGUGAUCAAGAAGAAGAGUGACAAUAAACUCAAAACCAGUGGUGGGAGUGUGUGUUGUUCAGUGUGCAAAGGUACUGGAUUCCUAAUGCCUCCCAAUCUGCGACCACUAGAGGGAGCCAGAGAGCCUCACACAGAAGACAAUCAGUUGUUUAUGCCUCCAGCACCAGUGAGACACAGUGUACCAACAGAAAUGAAAUGUACUGAUGAAGAAGAUUUGCAGGACAGUGAGAUGACUAAGGAGGAGCACUCAGUCUCUACUAUCCGGUGCACAGGUUGUGUGUUGCCUUUUGAGGAAGUGACCAGUCGCAAUUUUGAGUCUCUCCAAGGCUCCUGCCAACACAGCUGUGACAUGCACAGGGUUCUCCAGGAGGCCACAGAGCGGUUUAGGACUCGUCGCUGCAACCUUCUGUUCGGGAGAGAGUACCAAGGCAACGCUGUGGAGCACACAGAUCCAGACUCUGAGGGAGUUUUAGCUGCGGAGCCACAGAGAAGUAGGGAAAACUGGAGAGAGGUCAGCCUAACUCCCAUACGUAAAGGAGCAGGGAGAGGCUGCCUGCCAGAACACCACUGGAAGAAGCACAAUGGCAUCACUUUGACCCCAAUGCGCAGAGGAGCUAAAAAUGAGACAGUGACCGGUUCAGGCUUGAUUCCGCUGAAAAGGUCUUGUCUUCCCGAAGAAAGAAGAGGAGGGAAUAAUAGUGGAAAUCGCGUUCUUGACGACGAGCCGAGGGCUGGCGCGGAUCAUUGUUCCACUAAAAGGAAGAGGAAUGACUUCAGCCGUGAGGAGGUAAAUUACCUUCUGAGCGGAGUGAACACUUACGGCCUCUCCUGGAACUCUAUCUUGUGGUCGUACCCCUUCCAGCCUGGACGCACCAAUGUUGACCUGGCAAAGAAAUACAGGAGGCUAAUGAAAGGUAAAGCCCAGGAUUCUGGCUGUGAAUAAUCCUGGUCCUGAGAUCCUAUAAAUAACAGCUUCGACUCUCUUCACACUGUAUUGAUUGAAAAAAGAAGAAGAAGCAAUAUUUACUUCAUAUACUCAUAAUAUAUUGUACUCUCAGUAUUUAUAAAGACUGUUAGUUCUUGGUUAAUAGUUUACACUGUUUUAAAAAUAGUUUUUUUCAGUUUUAAGUGCUUUGAUAGAUAUUGUUAAUUGUUUCUUUUCGUUAUAUUUUUAAAAAUUAAAUUAGUUUGAGAUUGUUACAUUUCUCAGUCAGUGUCGUCUCUGUCAAAGUUGCUCUCGUAUCUGAAACAGACUUUCAGAAACUUUUUUAAAUUAGAAAUAUAGCUGCAGAUGCUAUUUACUUUAUGUUCACAGUACAAAGUCUUAAAUAGAAACCAGUGGGACUGUUUGUGAGGAUCAGUUGUGCCAGAUUUUAAGUGACCUUUGAAGUGUGCCCAUUUCAAAAUCUUGUUUUGCUGUACCACCUAUUGAUGAAUCCUCACCACGCUGUUGCCACAUGUAGGUCUGCUAGGUUUGAUUGCAACAGUACAGUGUGUGGAUGAGUUAUGGCAGUAAAAAGGCCCAGCCCUCAACACCUCGGUAAACAUUUUGUAAUAGUU
Messenger RNA from Epinephelus fuscoguttatus (brown-marbled grouper), 4031 nucleotides. RefSeq names its product telomere repeat binding bouquet formation protein 1 (gene terb1). The record is from RefSeq and is a predicted model, not a curated record. Gene Ontology annotation, biological process: homologous chromosome pairing at meiosis; meiotic attachment of telomere to nuclear envelope. NCBI's taxonomy places the organism in Eukaryota, Metazoa, Chordata, Actinopteri, Perciformes, Serranidae. Bases 898 to 3414 code for a protein of 838 amino acids. Gene Ontology annotation, molecular function: protein binding. The transcript has 20 exons.